Molecule: messenger RNA, 2444 nt
Organism: Bemisia tabaci
Lineage: Eukaryota; Metazoa; Arthropoda; Insecta; Hemiptera; Aleyrodidae
Gene: tun
Product: N-terminal glutamine amidase tungus
Cellular component (GO): nucleus; cytosol
Molecular function (GO): protein-N-terminal glutamine amidohydrolase activity; protein-N-terminal asparagine amidohydrolase activity
Source: RefSeq, a predicted model, not a curated record
UGGUCCUCAAAAAUUUUUGUGUUUUACGAGUGCAUGCGUUUCUCCUCUUAUUGAAGUGUUUUCUAUUAUCACAAGUUUCUUAUCCUGUCAGCGGUCAAGCAAAUCUCCCAUCAGCGGAAAGAAUAUAUACUUCUCCAUUUUCAUAGGAAGCUCGCCGAUGGCUGUCAUUAACUCAUUACACUCUAUUUUUGAGGCAGGAAUUCUACUGAGGUUCAACUAACUCGUAUCGGCGAUGGUUGCUCUUUUUUGUCUCCUCGGAAAAUUCUACUGAGAUAGCGAAAGUAAUUUCAAAUAAUGACAGAGUGCAGUGCUUUCAAGUCCUUAAACCAGCUACUCUCUCCUGUUGAAUCAAAUAGCUACACCACUUGUUAUUGUGAAGAAAACGUAUGGAAGUUGUGUGAAAAAGUUAAACUGAACAAUGAAGCGCACCUCGACAAAUGUUAUGCUGUUUUCAUCUCAAAUCCAAAUCAAACUGUUGCUUUACGAAAUCAAAAAGCUGGACACAAUAAUGAAGGCCUGGUGGUUUGGGACUACCAUGUUAUAUUCCUAAUUGUGUGCCCUGAUGAUGGAUGUUUCGUAUUUGAUUUAGACUCUUCUCUUAUGUUUCCGUCCAGCUUUGAAACUUACAUAGAAAAAACUUUUUAUUCAUCCACUAGUUUUAGUGAACAGUUUAUUAGCUUCUUUCGCAUGGUAAAUGCAACAGAUUAUUUAGGAAUGUUCUCUUCGGAUCGUAGACAUAUGAAGGAACCUAAUGGUACAUGGAUUUCACCUCCACCAACCUGGCCUCCCAUUAAAGCCUUGGAUUGUGAUUUUAAUCUAGACGAAUACACAGAUAUGAAUUCUUCCAAAAAAGGCAAGGUUCUCAGUCUUGCUGGAUUCAAAAGCGAAGUAGCAUCCUUGCUUAAUAGCGAAGAGCAAUUUUGACAAAGUGCCCAAUUUCCUAGUUAAUUUGUUCUUUCCUCUUAAAAUUGUUUAAUUUAAGCUCACAACCGUUAUGGAUCACUCACGAAAGUUGACUUUACCUUGGGAUUUUUUAGUCGUGCGACGGAGCCGUACAGACUACAGGUUUUGCCGAAGGCGCCCAAAAAAUGGCUAAACUUUCAGGCUAAGUCCACACUGAAAAUUUUACAUUUUUUUUUAAAAGAGAAAAAGAUAAAGUUGCACGAUUUUUACAACACUAUAACUAUAAUGUGUGGGUUUCCUUGUACUAAAUAUGAUCUAUGUCAUUGACUUACUGAAGUAUUCUAAAAGGAUCUGGAAAAACCCAUUUUCGCAGAGGCUUUCAAGCAGUGUUCUUUUGAAAGCACUUUAAAAAUUUGUAUGUUAUAAGUUUUAUUUGACCUAUCGAUAAAUUAUGGGUUUUAUAGCCUGUAUUAUGUUAGUCUUUCCUUUCAAAUCAUCUCCUCAUACAUGAGUUGUAGUACAGUAGAGCCUUUUUUAUCUGGCAUCAGUCAUUCAGUAGACAUCCUGCGCUAAUCUUUAUGAUUUUUCCUUUAAGUUUCCAUCUUGCAAUGUUUUCCAUACAUUUUAAACUAUUAGGCAUUUUUAAUGAGCAGAUCAUCCCCAAAUAUGAGGCGAUAUCUGCAGCUUGGCUGUAAUGCUGUUAAAUGGGUUCACUUCUCUGAAACAGGCUGGGUCAGUCGCGCUUGUCACAGAAUCAUGUUUUGAUUGUUUAAGCCUAUGGACAAGCACAAACUAAUACGAUCUAUUCAAGAGCAAAGUUUGUACGUCCAAUAUUAAAGGAGGCAUGGCUUAUUGAAUAACACAGUUUAUGGUGUUAUCCACCACGGUAAUGCAUACCGUGGUUCCAUCAAUCAGUUCACCCACGUUUGUGCUGGUUGCUUGACAUAAAACUUGCAUAAAACAAAGGUAAAGGAAAGUACGGUAUGCACUACUGCAGUGAAUGACGUCAUAGACUGUGUUUUUUGAUGGAUGAUAUCUCUGUCAAUCCUGGAUGUAGAAAUUUAGCAUCAAGACAGAUCUUAUUUGUUUUUUUAAAACUGUAAACUCAAACCAUCAAAACACGGUUGAUUGAGAAUACACAACUGAGCCGUACUCAAACACAAGAAAAAGACAUCAUUUGAGUGAUGUUUGUAACACCAAGUGACUAAAAUUUUGUUGAAGUUAUUCAUACUGCUUCCAAAGCAGUCUUUAAAUAGUUAAAUAUUUUAGGGAACAUUUGGGUGUUGCAAAUUUGAAUUUUUGUGUUAGUCAGUAUUUUUAAAAUAAUGCAAAUCUAUUUUUAUUUGUAAUUAAUUUUUAAAUUACGUAACAUAGUCAAUUAAAAUAAGUUAUUUUUCUUAUUUUUCCUUGUUUGUAGGCUGUAAUUUUUUAAUUACUAUGUCCUCUUUUUGUUUCAAAAUAUUAGUACAUUCUAAUCUUUUAAUUGUUGUCUUUAUGAAACCAUCUGAAUAUAUUAAAAGCAGCCCUUUCAAGACUACCAA